AUGAAGCUGCUUGAAAAUCCCAAAUUGGAAGCCAUGUCCCAUAAGUUACAAAUCGACAAACCUGACUGUCGAUUUGAAGGCAGACUAGAGAGUUACAGUUGUAAAAUGGUUACAAAGGACAAAAGGUUAUUCAAACUGAUGAGCAACGAGAUGGGUCUCUCCCCUAAUGAUCUUCAAGCCCUCUCACCCCCUGUUAAUAUGUUUAGCUCCAGCCCUACUAGCAGAUUCGGCAGCAAGAGUUUCGACAUGGAGCCUGUAUUGUGUGAUGCCAUCUCCCUCAAGACUCUUUUCUAUCUGAUCUCGACACUCAAUGAGUCUUUCCAUCCGGAUUAUGACUUCAGUCAGGCAAAAAGUGACGAGUUCUCCAAGGAAUCCUCCCUAGCUUCUGUGGUGAAUUCUGUGGACUGCAGACUGCUAACUGUUCUUGGUGAUGAUUACAAUGAGCUGAGCAAGGAGCUGUGGGCAACGAUUGAUGAGGAGAUAUGUCUCAGGGAAUGCUCGUACUACAGUUACAAUCCUGACUUGACCUCUGACCCUUACGAGGACUCACUCUGGUUCUUUAAUUAUUUCUUCUACAAUAAAAAGCUCAAGAGAAUUCUCUUCUUCACGUGCAUGGCAAAGAGCAUGUUUGGUGCAGGCCAAGGUGAUUCUGGCGUCGACAUGUAUGGUGGUGAUGAGGAAGAUUAUCAGUUUUCUGUAGACCCUUAG
Messenger RNA from Helobdella robusta, 708 nucleotides. RefSeq lists its product as hypothetical. The record is from RefSeq and is a predicted model, not a curated record. Gene Ontology annotation, molecular function: RNA polymerase III core binding. Gene Ontology annotation, biological process: negative regulation of transcription by RNA polymerase III. Lineage: Eukaryota; Metazoa; Annelida; Clitellata; Rhynchobdellida; Glossiphoniidae. The transcript has 6 exons. Gene Ontology annotation, cellular component: nucleus. The coding region runs from base 1 to 708 and encodes 235 amino acids.